AUGGCUGCCAGUAAGGUGCCUCGUCUGGUGAUCUACGCCAAGGAUCUCACCUUCAGCGAGGAUGACAAGCUCGGUGAGUGUCACUGAGACGAUGUGUGGUGGCAGGGGGCUGUCACGGGCAUCCUUGUUGUGUCUGGGGCACACAGGAAGGGGGGGAUUUGGAGUUGUGUACCGGGGCGUCUUCAGGGGGCGGCCCGUGGCCGUCAAGAUCGCCCACCCGAGCGAAGAGCUCGACAUGCACGUACGUGCGAACACACAGCCUGAGGGGGAGGAGGAUUCCCUCACUGGUGGGGUGACCUCCGUGUGUGUGUGUGUGCCUUCUGUGUCUGUGCAGGAACAGUUCAUUGAGGUUUUGCGAGAGGUGGAGCCCAUGCAGCAUCUGCGUCAUCCCAACAUCGUAGAGUUCCUGGGCGUCUGUGCGGCGGACAAAAAGCACGGACUCAUGAUCGUCACCGGUGAGGGCUGCCGCUCCUUCGCUGCGUUCAUCUGACUUCCUCUGUGUGUCUGCUCGCCAUUCUCAUCAGAGUUGUGUGAGGGCGGCUCUCUGGCGGCCUAUCUGGCCACGAACAGACCACUGAAGCCCGAAGUGCGAGACAGACUCAUAAGAGAGGUACGGAUACGGAAGAGCAGACAGACAGCCGGCGUCAGGCGUCUCAUCUCUGUGUGUGUGUGUCGAUUGCCGUCAGAUAUGUGAAGGAGUGCAGUAUCUUCACGACCACGGGAUCGCUCACCUGGACCUUAAUCCGGCGAACAUUCUGGUGAGGGAAGCCAUCUCUCAGUCGACGGCUGCAGGCGGCUGUCAUGUCACACCUGUUUGUCAGUUGACUGAGGGGCUUGUGGCGAAGAUAUCUGACUUCGGCAUGACGCGCAACACUCAGAGGACAACGAGCUCCUUUGCAGGUGGCCAGAGACACCCUGACAGAGACCAAAGUGAAUGCACUCAAUCGCACUGAUGCCCGGUGCUGCAGGCGGGGGGACCUACAACUUCAUGUCUCCCGAAGGAUUGGAUCCUGAGAAGCGUAAGUGCGUGAGAAGUUUCGUGUGGACGGCGGCCUUUGUAUGACUGCUUGUGUGUGCAGUGGGGAAGCCUUCGAUUCAGUCGGAUAGUGGGGAAGCCUUCGAUUCAGUGGCGAGCUACACGGAGGUCAGCACAGUCGUCUGCCCACGAGUCAGACGCAAUAUUAUUGAGGCAUCAGCUGAGAUUUGCGGCGCUCAGGCGGGCCGCCCUUCGAAGGCCAAAGCCCCGCCGCCAUCAUCACAGCAGUUGUGGUCCGGAAGCAGGUGACACUCCACUUCUCUUGUUGUCCGCUCCCUGUCCUGCUUUCAUUCGGUGUCUCCCUUCAUGUCAGAUUCCGGCCAUCCCGGCAUCCCUGCCGGCGAACGUCAAGAAUGCCAUCAAGGCAAGAAAGACAUCAUGCGUAUCGAUUACAUACUCUCUUCUCUGUCCCCUCUCUGCGUUUAUCAGAGUUCUUUUGCCUACAAAGCGGCUAACCGCCCGACAGCCAAACAAGUCACACACACACACACUCGGGCAGAGAUUGCUCAUCUCUUUGCUGCGCCUUGCUGCUCAUCCCAUGGCAGGUCCUCGACAAGUUGGGCAUCUCUCCUUCGUCUGGGAGUCAAAGCGGGACAGCAGCUGACUCGCAGGCACCGCCGCGGUUCCGCUGGGGAUUCUUCCGCGGGGCGGGCGAGAGAGUUAAAGGUGAUCACUGACUGACAUGAGGCUGCUCUCUGCUCUGUUUGCACAUCUUGCGGUCAAAUGCAGGCAGUGCGUCAUCUCCUGGUGUGUCUGCUGUCGGCCAUUCGUCGGGUGUCCACAUGAGCACGGCCAGCACCACAACGGGGACGACGAGCAGUGUGGUCAAAAAGACCUCUCAGCCGCUGUCACAGCACAUAGGUCCGCGACACACACACACACACACAGCGAGAGACACAGCGCCACAUGAUCUGUCUGUGUCGUGCAGCGUCCCCCGCCCAGCAGCCAUCAGCAAAGACGCCGCCGAGCGCCCCACAGCCGCAGAUCAAACACGUCAGGAAGACAGAGACUGAAUCCCACACGUCAAUGGGCCGCUGCUCUUGUGCUGAUUGUGUGUCAGAGUGACAUCUGGAAGGCUGUCGACGCCGGCGAUCUUCCGGCGGUUCGUUCGCUCAUCGCUCGAGACGGCAAGAACAUACUCGACAAACGAGACGAGAGCAAUUCCGACAAGGUAUGCGAUCGUGAAGACGACAGAAAUGCACUCAGCAGUCUUUGAUGCGUUCUCAUUUAUGCGCGUAGAAAACACCCUUCCUGUUGACUGCAAAAAGGGGUCACGUGGGCAUCAUGAAAGUCAUGUAUGAGAGCAAACCUGACGUACUGCAGCAAACAGACGAGGUACCGACACAGACAAACCAUCCUCUGUGUUGCUGCUGA
Messenger RNA from Vitrella brassicaformis, 2410 nucleotides. Lineage: Eukaryota; Vitrellaceae. The record is from the annotation of a GenBank genome assembly.